GGGUGUAAUGGGCGGGACUAGAGAAUAUCACUAACGAGGAGCGUCUCCCCCCCCAGACCGGAGACAGCAGGAGGGGGCGGGGGGAGUCCCGGGGACAUGGCGGAGAAAGCAGACACCGAGGUGGAGGAGGCCGGACAGGUCUUCUUGUUGAUGAAGAAGGAUUACCGCAUCUCUCGCAACGUCCGCCUGGCGUGGUUCCUCAGCAACCUUCACCAGUCCAUUUCUCCAGUCCCUGAAUCGGAGUUGGGUUUACAUGGCAGUGAAAUAGAGGUGGUGAGCGUCUUACCUCACGGCUGGCAGCCCGAUGAUCCUGUCCUCCCCAGCCCGCUCCACUUAGUGCCAUCAACCUUGGUCACCUUCCUGGCGCGGCAGUACCGCUUCGUGAUAGAGCUCGACCUCAGUCCUUCUACGGUGAUUGUGGACGACUCCACGGAGGAGAUACUUUUCGAUGAGAUCUUUCACUCUCUGUCCCGCUGUCUCCUCGGGCUGCUCCAGCCGUUCCGUAUCCCAGGCUCCGGCCUGGUGUUCCGGCCGGAGAUCUUCGUCACCAUUCAGGCCUAUUCCUCCAUCAUCGGACUGCAGAGUCACCAGGUGCUGGUUCAGGGCUGCCGCCUGGACGAGCAGAAGCUGCCGGCGUUUCUCCAGCACGUCUGCCUGCAGCUGGGAGCCUUCGAGAACAAGAUCGCAGAGAUGCUGCAGCAGCAGUACCGUCCCUUCACUCAGGAUUGCCUAUCUCUUUACGGAAACCAGCAGCCGGGCAGAAAGAUGGGCGUGUCCAUGGUCACGGCUGACAUCGGAUUGGUCAGUAUGAUACGGCAGGGGAUCCUCGCCUUACAGCUGCUGCCAGCCAAUUCCAGUGCAGGAAUAAUCGUGAUCACGGACGGAGUCACCAGCGUCCCAGAUGUCGCCGUGUGCGAGACAUUGCUGAAUCAGCUGCGCAGCGGGACCAUUGCCUGCUCCUUCGUCCAGGUUGGCGGUGUAUACUCCUACGACUGCAGCUUCGGCUACAUCCCUAACGUGGAGCUGAUGAAGUUCAUAGCCAUGGCCACCUUGGGGUCCUACCUCUCUUCUUGUCCCGAAGUAGAAUCCGGACAGAUGGACAUGAACGUUUAUCACAAGGCGUUCUUGCUCUAUUCCUUCCUGCGCACGGGGGAGGCGCUGAAUCCGGAGUAUUACUGUGGCUCUCAGCACAAGCUCUUCAACGAGCACCUGGUGUCCGCCAGCAGUAACCCUGCCCUCGCCACGCGCAGGAGGAAACAUGCCGAAAAAGAGGUGCACGCCGACAUUAUUAGCGUGGUGUCCGUGCGGCUCAGGGAAGGCUACAGCAUUCGGGAGAUCCGCAUUACAAAAGGAUUGCUGGAGGUGAAGCUGGUUCUGCUGUGGAAACAUAACAUGCGUGUUGAGUACCUUGCAGCAGCCCCUUGGCCCCUGGACCACACUAAGCGGAGCACCAGGGUGGAAGUGGUAAUGGAAGGAAGCUAUGACAUCCUGCACGACAUCAGCUGCACAUUGAAAAAGCCCAUCACUAGCAUGUAUAGGACCAGCGUGAUACGUCGCUUCUGGAACACCCUGCAGAGCAUCAGUCAGACUGAUCAGAUGUUGGUUCACUUGAAGUCAUUUGACAGUGUGCCAGAACAUUUCAAAAUCCCAGAGAGCACUAAAAAUGGGGUUCCCCUCUUCUACAUCCCUCCAGGCUCCACGACCCCAGUGUUGUCCCUGCAGCACAGCGACCCCGACUCCAGCCAUUCACAGUUUGUAUCUUACUGGAAACCCGUCCUCUCAAUGGACGCCAACGUCUGGCAACGCUGGCUACAUGUGCACCGCAUCGUCUUACUGCUGGAGCAUGACAUGCCGGUCCCCAAGCAUCUCCACACUCCUGGGAACAAUGGGCGCUAUAGCACGGUGCUGUGCCGUAUCUCUCACACCGCGCUCACCUCCCUCCUCCGAGACUGGAGCAGCUUUGUGCUGGUGGAGAGCUAUUCCUACGUGAAGCUGAUGCUCAGCGAUCUGACUCAGACCCCCUCCACUUUCUGUGUGGUGCGGAUUAUAUGGAAGGCCCCCUGCAUGGUCCUCCGGCUGGGAUUUCCCCUGGGAACGCCUGCAAAUUGCAGAAUCAAGAUCAUGGAGGAGCUGAGAGACCGGAUCCUUCAGCUGCGUUUCCCCCACAGGGUGCAGAGCAAAGAAUCCACACCCCGGGUCAAGAGGAAGAUGUUUGGGAUCAGCUCCCCCUCCAAAUCCCCUCCACCCCAGGUGUCGCCCCCUGCCUUCUCUGACCGCUGCUGCCUGGUCCUGCUGCACAAACCCCUGGAGAAGCUGCUCAUCAAGUACGACAAGCUUCCCCUGGAUUACCGGACUCCAUUUAUCCUGAACUUGGAGAGCCUGGCACAGCACACGUCUGUUCCCGGGCCUCUUAUCACCAACCGCUCGGCCUCGUCCAAUUUGGCCUCCUUAUCCCGCUACUUCUAUCAUCAGAGGUGGAUCUGGUCCGUGCAGUCAGGCCUGGCAUCUGCUGUACCCACCACUGCCCUGGCACAGAUCCUGUCCACUCUCACCGAGAUCCGACUCUCUGAAGGCUUCCAUUUUGCGUCCAGUGGAGAAGGCAUCAUUAACAUGGUGCUGGAGGUCCCCAUUCAGAACGAUGCUAUAGGGGAGGACAGCAUAGAGAAGCACAGCUGCAUCAUCCAGUACAUCCUCUUCCCACCGCACGUGACCUCCACCAAGGACAGCUUCUCUACGGAUGAAGACAAUGACACGGAGGUGGAGGCCAUAGAGCAGGACACGGAGCUGCAUCUGGUGUCUGAAUGCUGGGUGGAACCUCAGAGCGGCUCUGUCAUGGGGACCUCGGAGAGCUGGAAACACCUCCAGGGGCUCAUGUAUUCCGAGAUCCCUCAGGCGCUGUUUCCCAGAGACCAGAGCUGUAUAAACAUCAUGCUGACAUUCGAGUACGUUGUGCAGCUCUGCCAGAACAAAGAUGGCGGCUCCCCCAUCCUGACAAAAACCGACCAGACAGACCCCCCGGAGAGCGGCGGCGGAGCGUGCAUUAGAGAGGUCCCGUUUCACUUCGAUCUGAUAAAACUGCUGCCCAGAUGCCAACAGAUUGAAAUGUUCUUCUUAUCACUGAGCAGAGCUGAAUCAGAAGGCUCGUCAAUGGAGGCCUCUCUGCCGAAUGAUAUGCUGCUCAGUUUAUUUCACAGCUGCCUUCAGGGUGACCUCAGUGACCAGGAAAUCCCACUUGAUGAUCAAGACCACCUGACGUUUAUGGAGCAGGUCCUGCAACGUGACCGUGACGGACAUCCUGCUCCCUUUACUUACCCAAGAGAGGAAUCUUCGAGAAGCACAAUCCCCCCGGAGGCUGCCGAUUCUUCUCAUUCAUCAAAUAAUAGUCACCAGGAGCCUAUGAAUUCAGCAGCCAGCACAUUGCAGAGUCCAUGUCCCACCGAGGAGACGGAGGACUGCCGAGCGGUGUCACAGUCUGAGGAGCUGCCUCGAUGGCGCUGUUACGCCCGACUGGUCAAUGCCCAGCACGUGCUCCUCACCUUCCUGCCCGCAGCCUUCACAGAUGUCCAGAAGCUGAUGACCCCCACAGACACCUCGGGGUCCGCAGAGGGGAAUGGUCACACAGAAGGUCUGUCCAAUGCUAGUAUCCCCACACUGAGCAUCACUCCUGCCGGGGACAACGGACAAGAGACAGAACACAAGAGGGAUCUGCACAUCUCCUUCAGCCGCCAGUCCUCCCUGCAGGACAUGCUCUCCGGCCGCCGGCUCCGCUGCCCUGUCUAUGUCUACAACUGUCCACUGGAGGCGCUGCGGGAGCAGUUAGUCAGCUCCCGGCAGCCGAGGACGUCCUGCGACGUGUUCUUCAGCGAGUUUGUACAGGAGUCUGUGUCGCGGGAAAUCUUUCAAGAAUUGAACAGCAGGUCUCAGUCCCAGGAGCGGCCAUCGACAAAUCCCUUUAUCCACCACCGGCAGAAGGAACUGGUGACGUACUGCAAUCUUCUACAGGAGCACUACCACCAGUGCUACGUGAAAGGCUUGUUCAAGGCCCUGCAGCAGUCCCUCUGCGUGCCCCACCAGGACCUCCUGACAGCGGUGGAUUAUUGUGAGGAGCAGCUGCAAGAGAUCGAUAUCACCAACUUCCUCUCAACCCUGUGCGGACACCUGCGCGGCUUCCGAGAGACCCAGACAGACCCUGCGCCCUCUCGGAAUGGGCGACUUCGGAAGGCCAGCUUCCGUAUAGGCAGCCUGGAGCAGGAAGAUGAGCUGAGUGUGCGCGACAACGGGGUGCUGCACUCCGAAUCCAGCAUGGAAGCAGAAGAAUAUGUGGAACAAGAAGUUAUUGAGGUGCCAACCCCAGAACCGAGCAGCCGACUGUGUUCUGAAUUUCAUCUUUCUCACCUGGAGACAGGCCUGCCCUGUGAGGUGUCUCCAGACCUGCACAGAAUCAUUCAGGAUAAAUUUCUCGCAAUCGGAAGUCUUCACUUCAAGACGGUCCCAUCAAACCCGCAUUACUUCUUCUAUUGUCCGUCCUCCCAGAGAAAAGAGGAGGACACGACCCAGGACACUGGAGACCGGAAGCCCAGCGAGGAUAUGGAAGCGUCCGAGGCCGAACAGGCCACAGAGGAGGGUAACACAUCGACUGGGGGCAUUGCUACCGAGAGCGACCCCGACCUGGAGGUGGAGUAUCGGGAGCACUCGGACAAUGCAGGAUCCAUGUCUGAGUCCGAGACGGUAAAUCAGGAUGACGAUUCCUUCAGUGUCCUGGGGGGAGACUCGCUGAACGGUCAGGAGGUGCCCGAGCUGGAGAUGCCGCCUCUGUUUGUGAACCUUAUCUGCUCGGUCACGCACAAGAACCAGCACGGCUCCAUGCCCGUCCUCACGCUGCCCACCUGCCUCGGUGAGGUGAUCGGCUGCCUUGAGAACAGUGAAAACCUGCAGAGCAUCUCGCUGGCUGAUCUGAGUGUUAUGCUCGAUAUUUUUGUCCUCACUCUUCCCCUGGAAAUUGAGGGGGUGAACGAAGACUCCCAGCAUACCCGGUACACCUCCGAGAGCAGCGUCUCCUUCCCUCGUUCCCCCGCACAGCCAUCCUCAUACCGAUCCGAUGAGGAGAUACCACCGACACUAGAGAGAUACCUGUCCAAUGUGGACCAGAGGUUCUCCGCACUCUCCAGACUCCCGGCAGAGCACAGGCAGGCCAUCGAGUUUACAAUGAGUGAGAUCCGCUGGCUUCUAGAGGAUGAGCUGGUGUCCGCCUUGCGCCACUCCCGUGUCAUCAGCCGCUCCAUCCUGCGAAAGGUGCUCUCUCAUGUCUGCGAAUCGGACGGACGGCCGCAUUGUCUCAGGGAACUGGUGCAGCUGCAGUUUGUGUUCGGGCCAGAGCAUUCUCUGCAGAAAUUCAAAGAGGAAUUCUGCCGCCUCUCGCUGCCAGGCUACCAGCUGAAUGAGGAAGAAGAGGAUUAUUAUUACAUCUCCUUGAGCAGGCUUCACGCCCACAGGGUGCAACAUGACCGUUCACAACAUCUCCAGGCAGGGGCCCCCUGGCAGGAGCCCGAUAUCAGCACAGCCCCGGGGGGCCUGGAGGACGGCACUGAUCCCAAAGUGACACCAAAGAAUGGCCGUCCUAUGGACAAGGUAGAAGAUGAUCCCGGUGACUGGGCUCACGCAGCGCUGGAAGUGUCCGACAGUGAGGUGUCCUCCAUCAUGUCAGGAAUGUCUGUCCUCGACCAGGGGGGUAAAAGUGCAAAUGAGGUUGACAGAUCCCAUUUACCCCCUAAAACCUCGUCUGUGGUCAGUCUCCCCGAGUCCGUGCAGUCCAGCACUGUUAAUAGUGCAGGAGGGUCUCGGCAGCGUCCCAGUCGUGUCCAGAGUCUGGUUUCCAGUCAUGGCAGUAUGGAUUCCGAUCAUUUAGGAUACGACGCCGGCAGCAGUGACUCGGAGUGCGAAGACGCUCUCAUUAGCGAGCAGGACUCGCGCUGCCCGGUCAUGCCAAAGUUUUGGCUGAUUGUGAAGAUCCACCAGGACCGAGUGGAGGUCUGCACCCACGCCAGCGCGGUGUCUGCUCAAGAAGCGGAGGAGCUGGGGGAGAGUCAGCGGCUGCACCAGCUGCUGGUGAGGAAGGUGGGCGAGAUCUGCCGGGUGGUCAACCAGCGUCUCCUGCUGCAGGACCUGCACGACACCCACCUUUGCAACACCCUGCUGGUGGCAGAGAGCGAGGAGGACAUCUGGAAGAGCGAGAGUCCCUACACCUCUUACCGGCCGAGGAUGCUUACUAAUGAAGAUUUUCCCGGAGAGGAGAGUUACCAGCCCCGCGAUUACCUUGCCGCCACCAUGCAGUUCAUUCCGGGACACUUCGCCUGUGACAUGGUGUGGAGCACAGUCAUUCACAUCCACCCCCGCCUCAAGAUGGGACCCAACAUGGGGGUGUCCAGAGCCAUCCAGUCCCUGCGCUCUGUGCUCAACGCCUUUUCUGUCGUAAACCGUAAGAACAUGUUCGUGUAUCAGGAACGCGCCACCAAAUCCGUCUUCUACCUCAGGCUCUCGGAGACAUCUGGCAAUAGCCGGCUAUGGGACCUGGACUUAUCGCAGUCUAUGAUGUUGCGCUCUUUGGCGCUGUCCCGUAGUCAAGAACCGAUUUUCACGGAGGAUAUGACGGGCAGCCGCUUAUCGCUGGACUUGCCUUCCUCUCGGAGUGCAGCCUCUACGAGGCCUGUGGGUCAGAUGGACAAGCACAUUCUUCUGCUCGUCCAUGGCGUCGGGGAGGCAGGUUCUGAGAUCACAGAUGACUUGGUCAAGGUUCUCCGGAAGCGCCUGGAUGAGGCCACGCUGGACAUCAUUACCGUCAUGCUGCAGAGGAAUUGUAAGCUGACGCCGGCGGAUGUGGAGUUUAUCCAACCGAGAGGAAACCCACCGACAGACGUCCUGCAGUUCACCAUCCCCCAGGCCUCGCUGCCCUGUCUUCACGCCAUGGCCUACUACCUGCGCCAGAACCUGCUCAUUUUCCUCCACACUCCAAAAUACACCGAUAGUAACGGGGAGCAUCAUUUUCAGCAUUAUUACCACGGCUCUCUCCCGGAGCUGGACCUCUUCCUGUAUAAUAAGCCCGGCGGACAGGGCACCGGAGGGAAAGGUAUCGCCUGCAUUGCGCUGUCGUUUGUGGAUCAGCACGGUGCUCUGGUGACGCAGGCAUAUGGCGAGCGCGCAGGACCUCCCCUGGUCUGCCCCUCUACCACAUCUCAUCUGCUCAGCGUCAGCACCUUUGAGUCUUUGACCAAAGUCAACCGAUACAAACCAGAUCCCAGCGCUGCCGGCUCAGCGCCUCUCACUUUGGUGCGAUUUGACGUCUGGGAGAAGGGAAACAUCAGCUCUUCCCAGCUGUCUGAGCGCCUCUCCAAUUCCUUGCGGCAUGCUCUGUGUGACGUCAUCAUCGAGUUUCACAUCCUGCAGAUGCCGCUCUGUGUGGAUCCUGGAAUCCCAGGACAUCUGGAAGCAACAGCCAAUGGGAAGGGCCCCUCUCAGUCUCUUCCAGAUAUAAAGGGUUUGGCUCAGACAUCGAGCAAGCCUUCCCCUUUAAGCAUUCCACCGUCAGUUCCGCCCCCCAGCACAGACCCGGGUACUCCUCCGAGCAAAGGUGGCCGCAGGAGCUUCUGGGAUAUACUGAGUAAACCUGACAGUGCGGAGCUGGGCCCCCCGAAAACCACUGACGACAUAGUCUGUGAACGGACAGAAGAGCCGCGAACCAGGCGACGACACAAGACGGAGAGCCUAAAGGUUCCCAGUUAUCCAGACCGGCCCGGGAUCAGCCUGGAGCACGCUCAGAGGAAGCGCCAGGCACAGCUGGACGAGGGCGAUGUGGGCACCCUGCACCCGCUGUACAGCCACACCUGCCUGCAGUGGAUGAUCUUCAUGAGUCAGCUGGGGUGUCCGUCCAUCCAGCUCUCCUCCGCUCAGACUGGUUCUCGGUUCCUUCUUUUAUCCGUUCUGACUGAACUUUUUAACAUCAUCACAUCUCUGGCCAGCGACACCAGCGUCCGAGUGUUUGAGAAAAUCGAUCGCCCGGAAGGAGCAGCGUUUGUGCCUUUCUUUAUCACCCAGCCUAGCACAUCCCGACCCGCAGUCGCUCGUGAGCUCAUCCUUCUGGGGCGUAAUUUUCGCCAGUGGAGAUAUAACACCGAGCAAGCUUAUACGAGUGAGGAGGAUGAGGAUUGGGAUGAGGAUAGAAAUGAUGAUGAGGGCUGCAAGUUGAAAAUGUCUCAGAAAGGGUUCCAGCGUUUUGAGGCCAUGGAACAGGACUCCGCCGAGAGACCCCUGGACCUGACUUCCUCGCCGCGUGGAUUGGUUCCUCGACAAAGGUUCCUGAUCAUUGACAUCCAAGACAAGAAGCUGACCCUGUACACGUACAACUGGUCUCCAGACCUGGGCGCAUCGCUGAGCCGCUCCCUGGUGCGCCUCAUCCAGUGGCAGAACGCCCGGGCUCACGUGGUGCAUUGUCUUCUGAGCCAGAAGUUGGGGCUCUUCCAUCACUACUGUUUUGCGGACACCCCCUUGCACGAGGAGGGCAAGCAGGACCCCAACCCCUUCCUAAAUUCCACCCUGGAGGUUGACGCCCUCAUUAAAAGCCCCACACCUCCGCCGUACAAGGAGCAGACGCGGAUGGGAACCACGGGCCGCAGCCUCCCAUCCCUGCACUAUCCCCCAGACAUUAUGCCUUUCGAUGAGGUUCUCAGGGACGUCAUACCCGUGAAACCCAUUCAACUCUCCCCGGAGGUCGACACCAUCUCCCGCCACGGGGCGCAGUUUCUGGAAAUUAAAAGUACUGAAAGACGAGAGGUGGAGAAACAACUGAAGAUCGAAAACCUGUUUGUGACUUGGCAGCAGAGAUCGGCACAGUCUAACAUGCCGAUCAGCGCCGCAGACCUGGACACCCUGAAGCAGUCGGCCCGCCUGGUCCAUUACUGCGCCACCCCUCUACUGUUUGAUCCGUCCUUUCAAGCACAAGUCCAGAGUGACCAAGACAGGAGUGAAGGCAAGAAGAGACAUCGGUCCAAUGACUCGGGCACGUCCGUCAGGGAUCGCAGCCACAGCUGUGAUUCAGCGGACAUGCCUCCCAGCAAAGCUAAAGAAGAGCCCUGGCUGCAGGAGCUGUGCACGGCCUUCAUGCAGCAAUACAUUCAGUACCUGCAGAGCACCGGCUUUAUACUUGUGCAGCUGCGCCCUGCCUCCCCCGCUCGCAGCACGGCGCGGAUUAGAGCUGUGGCCUCCCUGGCUCCAGAGAACAGAGCUUCCAAACCCAAAAAUGAGGGUAGUCCUAAGCAGAGUACAAGCUGCACAGUGACCACCUACCACCUGCAGAGGGCGCUGCCUGGAGGGAUCGUGCUGAUGGAGCUCUCUUUUCAGGGAUGUUACUUCUGUGUGAAGCAGUACGCGCUGGAGUGUUCCCGAAUACCGAUGGGCCAGUCCGUCAACUCCCAGGGCACGCUCUCCAUCCGAACCCAUUGCAGGAGUACUGCCGAGAGCGCCUCCGAGUCCGCGCUGUCCAUGCUCUUCACGGAGGAGUGUGACAAGGUGCGGGACCUGAUGCACGUCCACUCCUUCAGCUAUGACUUCCACCUGCGGGUCGUCCACCAGUAUCUUCUGGGAUCCAACAUGUCCCUGCGGCAGGGCUACGAUCUGGCCAGCUUCCUGCAGCUCUUCAUCUCUCAGCACCCCGACAUCCCCAAGUACGGCCGCAACCAUGUGUACCAGGGGGUGCUGUCCGUGCCCACUGAGAUCAUCGCCGCCCACCAGCUGUACAACUACAUCGCCGACCACGCCAGCACCUACCACAUGAAGCCUCUGAGGAUGGUGCGUCCUUCUGUCCUCGGCAGCAACGGCAAGAAGACCGGCGGCAGCGGCGGUGAGCAGAACGAGUACGGCCUGGUGUCCAUCUGGAACAGCUCCGGUUUGUACAAGGACUCGGAAGGCACCCAACACCACGAUGACUUUGACGUGUCGUUACUGGUCUGCCACAGCGCUGCGCCAUUUGAGGAGCAAACAGAACAGGAGAGGCACGUCCUGAGACUCCGAUUCUACAUCAUCAUGACGAGUCAGCGCGAGUUGUUCCCCCGUCUCACCGCUGACAUGAGACGCUUCAAAAAACCUCCAAGGCUCCAGAGAGACGCGCAGGACCUGGACGGGGCCCCUGAGCUCGCAAAGUGCCAAAGGCCGGAAAUCGAGAGCCAGGAGGACGUCCAGGAGGGAGAUCGGAGCAGGACCAGCUCCGGAAGUCUCUAUAAUUCUCAUCUAUUCCCGCUGCUGGGCACGGAGGUGAGCGCCGCCAAGAGGCAGCUGGUAGAGAUGGUGCAGCUCGCUAAGUGCCACUGCCGCAGGGACAACUUAUGGAAGCGCCUGUACCUGAUGGAGCCGCUCUCCUCCGACAAGCUGCGGCUCGGCAAGCUCAGCUCUAGUGAACUCAAGGAACUGCUGGACGCCGUGCACGGGAGGAGCGUGGCAGAGAUCGACCCCCAGCUGGAAUUCCUCCUCUCCAUGAAUGUUCCGUGGUACCAGAGUCUCAUCAAGGUUCUCCUGAGCCGCUUCCCACAGAGCUGCCGACACUUCUUCAGCACGGACAGUGGCACCCAGUACCUGGUCGUCCUCAACCAGAAGUUCACAGAUUGCUUUGUGCUGGUUUUUCUAGACUCCCAUUCUGGUAAAACGAGUCUGAAGGUCGUCUUCCGAGAACCGUUUCCAGAGCAGCCGCAGAACAGUGAGGGUCCGUUACCGCAGCUCGUCUCCACGUACCACCACCUGGAGUCUGUGAUUAAUACCGCCUGCUUCAACCUGUGGAGCGGCCUGCUCUGACAGCGCCGCCAUGACAUGGGCCCCGGGGGAGGG
This is a messenger RNA of Bufo bufo (common toad), 10866 nucleotides long. RefSeq names its product SZT2 subunit of KICSTOR complex (gene SZT2). Gene Ontology annotation, cellular component: peroxisome. NCBI's taxonomy places the organism in Eukaryota, Metazoa, Chordata, Amphibia, Anura, Bufonidae. Bases 97 to 10833 code for a protein of 3578 amino acids. The record is from RefSeq and is a predicted model, not a curated record. The transcript is spliced from 74 exons.